This is a messenger RNA of Calliphora vicina (urban bluebottle blowfly), 894 nucleotides long. RefSeq lists its product as uncharacterized. NCBI's taxonomy places the organism in Eukaryota, Metazoa, Arthropoda, Insecta, Diptera, Calliphoridae. The record is from RefSeq and is a predicted model, not a curated record. The transcript is spliced from 2 exons. Bases 1 to 894 code for a protein of 297 amino acids.
AUGCGCAUCUUCUGGCCGAACACCAUCACCAAUGCGGCUUCAUGGUCGGCAACGCAUCAGGAGCCAAUAUCUUUCGAAAUCCGACGCCGCAAGUGGAUGUGGAUUGGUCAUACCUUAAGAAAGCCACAUGAUGAUAUCGCACGCUCAGCUCUAGAUUGGAAUCCUCAGGGUAGUCGCAGAAGAGCCUAUGAAAGAUCUCAUUUCGAAAUAAUCGGUAUUGGUGGACAAAAGCAAACGGCAAACAAAGAAUGCGAGCUUGUUUUGUUCGCCAAAAGGUAUGACUUACGAGUCCCCAUUAAAGCUAUAGUGUUGCCAAAAGUAACAAAAAGACUUCCAGCGCACACUUUUGAAAUACCUGACUCAACCGUUUUAAAAGAAUUAGAUCUAGCAGAUCCAACGAUUAACAAAUCUUCUCAGAUAGAUCUAAUAUUAGGAAAUAAUUAUGAAUACUCUAUAAAUAUUGAGGGUAUUAAGAAAAAUGUUUGUGGUCAAACAUCGGCCUAUAAUACUGUUUUUGGUUGGGUACUCAGUGGUCCCAUCAAAACCCAAACUAUCCAAACUUUUACCACUGAAGUCACACCAUGUGAAAAUGCAGAUCUAAAUAAUAUAUUAAAAAAGUUUUGGGAACAGGAAGAAAUUCCUACUUCUCAUCCAAAAACCGUUGAACAUGACAUUUGUGAAAAGCUUUAUACUCAAACUACUACUCGUUAUUUGAAUGGAUGGUACUUAGUUAGACUACCAUUCAAAUCAGAAUUUCCCGAAAAAGUUUCCCUAAGCUCAUCUAGAUAUAUUACGUUAGCUCAAUACUCCAGCCUGGAGAAAACAGCUGUUCUGAACGAUUAUAUAACCCUAGAUCACAUGGAAGAAACUUCUUCCAGUGAGAUUGUAUCCUAA